UCCCCCAAUGCCGCCUCCGCAAAUCGUCGCCGGCGGCGACCACCACCCGCCCCCCACCUCCGCCUGCUCGCCGGAGCACCCCUUCCUCUCCGCCCGCCUCCUCCUUCCUUCGCUGUCCUCGUCACCGGCCGACCUCUCCUCCCCGCACCUCCCCCUGUCCCUCGCCUUCUCCUUCCGCACCCACCCUUCCCCUCUCCCUCGCCAUCUCGAUGAGUGCAGGGAAAAACUGGUAUCGUUCUGUGCCUCCAUGCUGCGGGAUCACUUCCAAGUAUGUGCGCUUAUCGGAAGGGAUCUCGUGAGGUCGCUCCACGAGCUGGUGCUCGUGGCGGAGUUCCAGGCACUGUGGAGAGACUUGAUGUUGCACCGUGGCACUGACGUCUGCUGGAUCAGCACGCCCGGUUGUUUCACCGCAGUGGCCAUCACUCCAGAGAUGGAGACGCAGCUCUUGUUCAUGAUGAACAAUGUGAAGUGGGGAGAUCAGAAGAGGCACCAGCUCUGGUUUUCGAGGAAGCAUCUGAUGGUGCCUGGAGGGGAGGGGAGGAUACCGGACAUUGUUCGGUUCAUAUGUUGUGGAUGCCACCCGACGAAUGAGAUCAUGCAGUCAGGCGCCAUUGCUCGCUGGACAGUCAUAGGCUGGCUGCUGACAAGUUGCAGCAAGGGCUACGUUCGAAGCUGGCUCUGUUCUAUGACGAGUAGUGUCAUGAAUAUUGAGCCUGCAAUGCUCCUGAUGGUGAACUCGGUAUCACAGUAUACAGAUAUCACAAACAUGCUGCUUGAGUUCUUGUUUCUUCUGAUUGAGAACUAUGAUGUGCGGAGGAAGGAGGCGUUAGCUCAGUGUGUGAGGAGGGCGUUUGUGGUACUGGUGAAUAAAGGAGUGGUCCCGUCAUUGGAGCCAUUGGCAUGUUGUGAGAAGCUAUCACCAUUGCUGAGGCAGAAGCUUGUGGCAUUUUUAUCAAAUACCGGUCCUGGAGCAGCUGAAGAAGCUUGCGGGAAAUCAAUAGAUGAGGCAGCAAUAGUAAACACUUCCACGAAGAAUGUUUCUUGGAAGUCAACUUUGGCCUUCUGCAUCAUGAUGAAGUUAAUCUGUGAAUCCCAGUGUAUGUUGAGGGCUUGCCAGCAUCUUGCACUAAAAGGACAGAUAAAGAACAAGUGAAAAGCUGUUUCUUCCGCAAUUGCUCCUUGUUCACCAGCAAUUGCUCUUUUUGGAAGCUUUGGGAAGACCUGGAAAGAGGACUUGGAAGGUUUAGGUUUCACAAGGAGAGGAGGAGGAGAGGUGAAGAAAUCUUCGGAACCAGGAACAAGAAGGAAUAUGGAGUGUGGGAUUAUCAAAAGCUGGCCCUAUAACCUGCAUGCCAAUUCCCACUGACAUCAGAAGCCAACUGUCAGUUCAACUAAAUCAGAAGCCAUCCACUCAACUUGUUAACAUUCAAGUAAUGGCCAUAUGUCACAGUAUUUGGAGAUCAUGAACUUUCUGCUUGAUGUUUUAUUUCUGCUGGUUGAAAACUAUGAAGACUUAAGUUUGCUCAAGCUAUGGUAUCUUCAACUGGUGUGCAACUGAAGUGCCAAAGAUGUACAUAUUGGGUGCAGCACUAAGGGAUCAGUUCACUUGUUUUUUGUUCAUCUGAAGGAAAUAUUACAUUAUCUCAAUUAUGAUACUUGUGAUUAUUGUGGUUCAAUUCACAUUAGUUCCAAAUGUGGUGAAUUGGAGUACAGCAGAGAAAUAGGUCUUUAUACAUUAUCGUCUGCUUGAAUCUAUUAAAGAAGCUGUGAUGAGAUUUUGGAUGCUACAAGUCCAAGAUAGACAAUAUAACAGAUGCUUCCAGCGAUGUGUCAAGAUCCGAGUUUGCAUAUGUUGAAAUCACCAUGCACAACAUUUUGUGAUAGUGGAAAUUUUUGUUUAUUAUUAUUUUUACAAAAGGGUUCUAUACACAUCAGGCAUUUGUAUGGAUGUAUUUCUCUGGACUCUGGAGCUAUAGCAGUUGAUCCGAUUUAAGUUUAUGUAUUCUAAAAUUCCUUUGAAACAAAAUUAUGUGCUUGUAAACAUUUUAUAGCUAUUCAG
Messenger RNA from Phragmites australis (common reed), 2059 nucleotides. RefSeq lists its product as uncharacterized. Gene Ontology annotation, cellular component: cytoplasm. The record is from RefSeq and is a predicted model, not a curated record. Bases 8 to 1153 code for a protein of 381 amino acids. The transcript has 2 exons. NCBI's taxonomy places the organism in Eukaryota, Viridiplantae, Streptophyta, Magnoliopsida, Poales, Poaceae.